AUGCGCGUUUACCUUCAAGAAUUUAUCACAAACUACCGAUACUUUUCGAUGAGUCCUGUUUACCUGGAUUCAACCUACAACGAAUUAGGUCGUUGGAUAUCAGCCGAGCAACGACGGAACUUUUCCAGAGCUAACCAUCUAGGACACCAGUUAGAAGACAUGAUUAAGGAAUGCAAGCUUAGCAGUGGAGACUGCCUCGGAGCCGGGUUACUCGAAUUAAGAAUGGUUCCUCGUUACGGCAACUGUUACUGUCUCGGAUGCAAUGCCAGCCGCUUCAGCUGGUGGGCAAAGGCCAUGCCUGAUCCAAGCAGUGGCCUGACGAUGUCCCUAAACAUGGAACCCGAAGAGUACCUGCCCGUGAUUACCGACGCAGGUUUCUACGUGAUGGUGCAUCAGCCAGGAAUACAAGAGGAGGUCACAGACAACUCGUUGUUCGUUCCACCGGGCUACACGUCGUACAUAGGGAUCAAUUUGUCCAUGCUGCACAAGUUGAGGUCACCGUACGAAAAUCCGUGCCAGAGCGAAUGGCCAGUCGAGUUUCACAGAUACCUUGUGCGAGGACUCAUCUAUACCAGGAGGGCCUGCUUAGAGUACUGCUAUCAAGUGCACGUGUUUGAGACAAGCGGCUGCCGGUCGUACAGCCAUAUCGCAUCAAUGUCUCCGAGGUCGCCAAUGCUCCCGUCAUGCCACGACGUACUGAAAGAUGAAUGUGAACAGAUGAUAGAAGACCAGAUCGCCCGAGGAAGCAUCACUUGCCAGGUGUCUCCUUCGUGCUUGUAA
Ornithodoros turicata is the source of this 780-nucleotide messenger RNA. RefSeq names its product amiloride-sensitive sodium channel subunit alpha-like. Gene Ontology annotation, molecular function: ligand-gated sodium channel activity. The transcript has 7 exons. Gene Ontology annotation, cellular component: plasma membrane. Bases 1 to 780 code for a protein of 259 amino acids. The record is from RefSeq and is a predicted model, not a curated record. Gene Ontology annotation, biological process: sodium ion transmembrane transport. Lineage: Eukaryota; Metazoa; Arthropoda; Arachnida; Ixodida; Argasidae.